AGAAUUGGUAGAUAAAUAAGCAGCUGUCCAGCAUUUCAUUCAGUAUUUAUUCCUCGUCCACCUUUGGUUCACUGGCUGACAUUUUCUAAAAUGGCUUACAAACUGUAUUAUUACGACAUUCGGGGUGGUGCAGAGCCGAUUAGGAUGAUUCUGUCGUACGGUGGCGUCCAAUUUGAGGACAUUCGUGCCCCCAUGUUCCCACUCCCACCCAAGUUGCCCAAGGAAAUUAAGGAAAAAACGACAUGGGGAACAAUUCCACUGAUGGAGUUUGAGGGAAAAAAAUUAAACCAGUCGCUUACAAUUAGUCGCUACUUUGCCAAAAAAUUUGACCUUGCGGGAUCCAACGACUUUGAAGCGGCUCUAUGUGACGAGUACGUGGAUACGUUGAUCGACUAUAUAAAACGUAAGGAGCAAUUGUACAUUAACAAAUUUGCCUCAAAAUUCUGUCUUGUUCAAAGUGAUGACGUGAAUAAUUACGCAGCUUGGCUUCCCAUCCUGAUGGAGCAGGAUGAAGUCAAACGGAAGGGGCUGGAGCAGGAGCAGAAGGUCAAAUGCAAGGAACAGUACAUGGACAAGUUUGAGAAAAUCGUGAAUGACAACGGGGGCCGUUUCCUGGUGGGAAAUAAGUUGACCUGGGCAGACAUUUAUCUGGCACAUGUGCUCAACAGUGGGGAACUAAAUCACGGGGUAAGGUUUAUUGACGAAUAUCCAGCCCUCAAGGCCUUGCACGACAAUGUCAUGAGGACUCCAGGGAUCAAGGAAUGGAUGGCGAAACGGCCGCAUACCAAGUUAUAAAUUUUUGCAAGUGUUGCGCAAAUUUUUGGUGUUUGUACAACAUAUUUCAGAAUUAAAUAAUUUAUCACUUGGAAAAUAAUGAAUUAAUUAAACCUUGUUCAGCAAAAUGUUGCAUUUGGUGGAUUUUAUUUUUAUCGUGAAACUGUAACAAGCUUGUUCUGGUGCAUAUAUACAAAUCUUCUUAAAUGAAUCGAUUUUCUAAUCUACAUUUUUGCGAUAAGAAAUAAAUGAAAAGUAAGUAUGAUUACAACGAUAAUUUUGAGUUAAUAAGUUGAUUGUGUAAAAAAUGGUAAUACUCAAAUCACUCACGAUCACAAUACUGACUUGUUUUUAUAAAAAAUUAUUUUUGGACAAUUUUCAAUGAACACAAGUACACGAAAACUUAAUACAGAAAUGUUUCCUAUUUCAAGAUAAACUGCGAAACUUUGCUAAUUUUUCAAAUUCCCGCAAUUUAUAAAAGGUUUACAAACAUUUAUUUGCAUAACGUUUUUAUACAGAUGUACAUACGUAAAUAAGUAAAAAUUGUGUACCAUGUCAGUGUAGCCAUGAAUAGAUGCAGAAUCUGCUGGGAAACCUAUAAGAUUUAUUUUACAUCACUAUGGGCUAAACAGUAUUUGAGUAAACUACA
This is a messenger RNA of Folsomia candida, 1423 nucleotides long. RefSeq names its product glutathione S-transferase. Gene Ontology annotation, biological process: glutathione metabolic process. The transcript has 3 exons. The record is from RefSeq and is a predicted model, not a curated record. Gene Ontology annotation, molecular function: glutathione transferase activity. The coding region runs from base 91 to 795 and encodes 234 amino acids. NCBI's taxonomy places the organism in Eukaryota, Metazoa, Arthropoda, Collembola, Entomobryomorpha, Isotomidae.